Molecule: messenger RNA, 3954 nt
Organism: Electrophorus electricus (electric eel)
Lineage: Eukaryota; Metazoa; Chordata; Actinopteri; Gymnotiformes; Gymnotidae
Gene: trip6
Product: thyroid hormone receptor interactor 6
Biological process (GO): cell-cell adhesion
Cellular component (GO): focal adhesion; stress fiber
Source: RefSeq, a predicted model, not a curated record
AAAUAGAAAGUACUUAGUCUAAAAGUUUAUUUUACAGAGCCGUAAGCAAACAGGAGACAUGGCUAAAUAACGAGGGCGAAUUCUGCGGUCGUUUGUACAUAAACAUGAGAGUCGAAUCGGUCCAGCUGUAGACGUGGUGGAUUAGACAGCAUUUUGAAGAGUGGAAGCCCAUUAUGUCCGGCCCUACAUGGCUGCCUCCUAGGACUCUGGGUAGCCCAGAGAGACCUGCAGCGCAGAUGUCACACACUGGGGCUGCCUUCUACAGACCACCCAAAAAAGGUCCACCAGACCAGAGGCCCAAAUAUGGUGUAUAUGAUCAAAAUGGAGCAACAGGUGGAAACAGUGUACCUGCAAGGUACAUAGCCACUGCACCGCCAGGUGGAAGCAUGCAUCACCAGCUCCAGGAUGACCAUUCUGGCCCAUCCCCCUAUCACCCUCUCUCCCCCAAAUCAGGAGAGCACUAUUAUCCCCCAGGACAUGGGCCCAAAGAGGAGCACCUCUCUUGGAACCCACACAUGUCCAGCUACGAUCACCAUGCUCGUGGCUCUGAUAAACACCUCUCCAGUAUUGAUGCAGAGAUAGACUCACUGACCUGCAUGCUGGCUGACCUAGACAGUCACCCUUCAAACUCAAGCGCACAGCUGUAUGAUAAUGUGCCUUACAACAAGCACCUCACCAGUGAACGCUACAAACCCUCUAGCCAGACAGGGGCGCCAUCUCAGUCCAGGCCCACUAUGGGCUACCCCCCUCAUCCCCAGAGUCAGUACCAUCCUUCCCCGCAUUACACCUCCACUCCCCAGACAGAUUACACCUAUGCGCCCCCCUCCUCCUCUGCCUACAAACCGUACCCUCAGCCAGUGCCUGCCUCCUACACCACUGCCUCCACACCUACCGGGCCGCGCUUCAGUGUGCAGGUCAAAACUGCCCAGCCUGUCACCUACUCCCAGAGUGGGCGACGGGCGGAGCAGGCCUAUACCCCACCCCCGCCCCGCCAGCAUGCCACCCGCCCUGCCCAGCAAGAUCACCCACAUUACCCAGAAGUUCCAGGGCAGGGACAGGAGUGGUACCCACCACCCCCACCUCCAGCGCAGGAGGCCCAUGGUGAUCCAGCAGUGUAUAAAGGCACUUCAGGUGGAGUUCAGGCACCAAGCAGGAUUCAGGGACUGCCUGGAAAAAAAGGUCAAGAACACGGGACAACAUACCAACCUAGUAAGGGGCCAGUGUCAAGACCAGAAGAAGAGUUGGAUCGACUCACUAAGAAGCUGGUGUAUGACAUGAAUCAUCCACCAGCGGAGGAAUAUUUUGGCCGCUGUGCGAGGUGUGGGGAUAAUGUAGUAGGUGAUGGUAGUGGCUGUAUUGCGAUGGAGCAAGUAUUCCACGUGGAGUGUUUUACCUGCAUCACAUGCCAUGCCCGACUCAGAGGCCAGCCUUUCUAUGCACUGGAGAAAAAGAGCUACUGUGAGAGCUGUUACAUUAGCACACUGGAGCGCUGUUCGAAGUGCUCAAGUCCCAUCCUGGACCGCAUCCUGCGGGCGAUGGGGAAGGCCUACCACCCACGCUGCUUCAGCUGCGUGGUAUGUGGCUGCUGCCUGGACGGGGUGCCCUUCACAGUGGAUGCCACCUCCCAGAUCCACUGCAUCGAGGACUUCCACAGGAAAUUUGCCCCGCGCUGCUCUGUAUGUGCCCAGCCCAUCAUGCCAGAGCCUGGCCAGGAGGAGACUGUGAGAAUUGUGGCUCUGGAUCGCAGUUUCCAUGUCAACUGUUACGUUUGUGAGGAGUGUGGAUUACUCCUCUCAUCUGAGGGAGAGGGUAGGGGCUGCUACCCUCUGGAUGGCCAUAUUCUGUGCAAGACCUGCAGUGCCCGGCGAAUCCAAGACCUCUCUGCCAAAAUCUCCACUGACUGCUAACAGUUUCCUUCUGUCAUGUUUCACCCCCCCCCCCCCCUUUUUGUGUGUGUGUGUGUGUGUGUGUGUGUGUGUGUGUGUGUGUGUGUGUGUCUGGUUAUAAGGGUUAUUCAUGGAAAUGCUCUACAAUUGUCAAACUACCCUGUGUGUCCUCUUAAUUAUAGAAUACAAAUCAUGUAAAGGACAGCUGAAUUUCUCAUACUCAGGGUUUAUAAUUAAAAAGAGCCAUGAAUAAGAUUGAAGUCUUUUACAUGGACCAUUUUAAAUGGUCAAAUAGUAUUCUUCUCUUUAACAAAAUAGAUGGAGUUACAGUGGACAUGAAUUAAAUUUUAAGUGGCCUGGUUGUGAAUAUACAUUUGUGAGUGUAUACACACAUGCAUGGGUGCUUGUUUGUGUUGCUCACGUUCUCUAAACAGGGUUAGGGCUUCAUCAGGGUAUGUUUGUACAUUAUAGCAAAGACUCGCUACUGCUCAUAAUUUGUAUUACAGACCUUUAUUGAUUGUCUUGAAUAAUCAAAACUUUAAAUCACUCAGUAGGAAUCAUUGAAAUAAGGAGCUUAAAUGUUCUGCAUAAUAUCUUUUACUUUAUUCUGCACAUCCUCCAAGUCAGAUCUUUGGUCAGAUUCAGAGUUCAUUCACUGUUCUAGAAACAGCAGGGUUCACUUAGUAAAACACCUAAGUAAAAAAAAAAAAAAAGUUGUCCGGUUCAUUGCUCUCUGCAGAGUGCCUGUUACUUAUAAACCCCUGUGUCAAACUUACCCUGUUGGCUUCAGAAGGAAAUGUUCAACAUAUUUGUGAAUCAUAAUGAUUGUAAAACUUAGAUUGGCUGUUAUCCUCAACAGAUAUCACUACUGUUUUUACAUACCUAAGACUUAACCUUGAAGCAUGAUGAUGAUUUAGAUGUAUAAUGCCAGCAUUUUCUCUUUAUGAUCACUGUGCUGAACAGACAUGGACCUUUUCUUGGUCAUGUUCCUUGUGUACGUGAGAUUAACUUCUGGUCCUAACCUUAACCAUCUUGGAUCAUCUUAAGAUCAUUCCAUGUUCUAACACAGCUAAAUGAAGGAACAUAUGUGUUACAUAUGAUGAUUGUGUGGAAUGUAACGUGUUAUGAGGAAAUGGAUAUAAUCAUGGAAAGACUUGUAGUAUUAGUGAGGGAAAGGUUAAGAUUUUAGUGUAGUAAAUGGACAGAUGGAGAGGUAGUUGGCCUAGAGCCCAGCCAUUUGAACUUGCAUUUCGGACCCUCUGAAAAAGUGGGUGCAUAAUUAGAGUAGUCCAUUAUAAAAAUGACAGCCCGCUUUGAUUUCUGCGUUGUAUGAAUAACUAUUUAUGUCCAGAAAAUUUUUGAAUGUUUGGAAUUGUUAUGGAAUUUUCUUCAGUUUGAUGCUGUCUAUUUCACUCUUUAACAAAUAUAUUGUAGGUUGGUAAUAGGAUCUCUUUAUUUUUCUGUUUUUAUUCAGUAUACGGAAGGGUCUUUUUCAUCAUUCACUUUGAUUGUCUCUAUUCCCCCAGUUUGACUUUUUGGGCUAAGUUUGUUAAUUGAAAUGUUUUUUGUUGUGCUGUUUUACUAUUAGGUAUGAUUCAUGUAAUUAAAUAUGUCCUAAACAACCUAUAGGUCUAUACAUGUAAGUAAUCUAUAGGACUACCACCUUAACAUUGCAAAUGAGAUUUCUUUUAUGAGCCUGCAGAGUGAGGAGUGAUGAGACUAGUACUAGUAUGCACUGUUCGUGUUAAACUAAAAACCACAUUUUUGGGGGAAAUGAAGGUUUUGGUUUUUUUUAUUUAUUGGUUUUGAAAGAAUUUUUCCCUGAUUAUUUCCCUGUUCUGCCUACACUUUUGGGUUAAUUUGUUACUGAGAAUUCAAUAACUCGCUCGGGUGUUGAGACACUCUGGAUGUUUGUAGCCUACUUUUUUCUUAUGCCACUGUGUAAUAAUGAUCCUCCAGUUUUAUCUCCACUAACUGAUAUUUACAACCAUUCUUAUUGCUUUGGAACUUGAUAUUUUGUUUCUUGCGACUGAUAAAUUAUAAAUUGGCGCAUAGUAGCCCAAUGAUC